Messenger RNA from Acanthosepion pharaonis, 576 nucleotides. The record is from the annotation of a GenBank genome assembly. Lineage: Eukaryota; Metazoa; Mollusca; Cephalopoda; Sepiida; Sepiidae.
AUGGAAUUUAUUUUCUUUUCUUUUUCAGGUGCCGUUUUAGUGGUCAUUAUAACAACACAUCUAUCUACCGUUCAAGUCAGUCUAUUGUCUAUUUCUUUGAUAUCCAUAUGUUUUACGUGGAUCAUUUGCUUAAAUCCUAUCUGUCGCCCAAAUUCAUUUCUGGUAUCUUUCACUUCACUUCCACAUUUUAUACAAAUCAUUUCUUUUUUUUCUUUCGUUUUUUUUCCCAGUAUCUUUCAAAUCAAUCUCUCGUUCAAACUUGAAUAUUCUUCUGUCCAUGUUAUCCACACCGUUUCCUUUGAUUUCUCGCUUCCAUGUUUGAAUCUUUCUUUCGUAAUCGUCAUUAACUUUCUUGUCGACUUACCUUCUCAAAUCGAUCAUUUUUUUUGCUUUAUUUUUCUUAACCUUCACCUCUCUCUGUCAUUCAAAUCAUCUAAUUCUUUUUAUAAAGAGAUAUCACAGUGCCAGCUUAUUGCUGCUGCUGUCACCAUGUUUGUAAGUCGUUAUGGGAGAGUUGUUUGUCCGUAUUCUCACUCCGAUAUUCAAAACCAUCGUAUUAUAAUUUUUCUACUCUAA